Molecule: messenger RNA, 2505 nt
Organism: Phytophthora sojae
Lineage: Eukaryota; Oomycota; Peronosporomycetes; Peronosporales; Peronosporaceae
Exons: 5
Biological process (GO): protein phosphorylation
Molecular function (GO): ATP binding; protein kinase activity
Source: RefSeq, a predicted model, not a curated record
AUGAUCAUGUACGAGCUUCUGCUGCAGCUUUCGCUUCGCUUCUUGUACAACAAGACCGCGUUCUCGAGCUGGGACCGGGACGUCGCACUCUUGCUUCGCUUGGAAGAUUUGUACCAGCACCUUUUCAACGAGGUUAUCAGUAUAGUGCGCCGCCAAUCCCACAUCCAGGACGUUAAUGCAAGAGACGCACUCACAUGUGAGCUCCGCGUCGUAAUUGCGUGUGUGUCGACGUUGUUUCGACUGGAAAGGAAGCGAAGGCGCGAGGUUAGUUCGGCCACCGGCGACAAGAAGUAUGCGGGUUUUAUAAAUUCGUUCCGGACAAAGCUUCACGACCAGAUUGACGAGGUCGACGAGCGCUUCCUCAUUGCUAUGGUGGAGGUCUUUCGGUGGAUUCCGAGGGCUUUCUUGGAUGAAUGGAUUGUGCUCUCUUUGAAAGAAUUACUGCAGGUACUGGAUGGUCUGAAUUGUGUCAUUAAACAGACCCCGAUACCGAUGGCGAAACAACUACAAUACGUUCGUCAUAUCCACGAAAGUUUUCAAGUAUUUGCAGUAAUUAUGAAGAGGAUUAGCGAUCCAGAUAUCCAAACAAUUCUCGUUCGGGUGCUGGGCAUGGACUGCUCGUCAAUAAUGUCACUUCUUCGCUUUGCCCUAUCGACCAACACAUUAUGUCUAAACGGUGGCCGCGACGCCGUGUGCAUCCAAAAGUUUGCCAUAGGUUUCCUGGGUGCUUUCGUGAAUUUGGACGUGGCUUUACCCGUUCAAACUGAGUGGAGUUCUAGAAAUACUAAACCGUGUGAGGACGGCAGCAUGCCUGAAGAUCAAGAGGUCAUCGAGCAGCUCAAAGGAGAACUACUGAUCCGGUUAUUAGGUCCUCGGGUGAUGACUGACGAUGGAGAGCAAAAUGACCAAAACUUGUGGGACUUUAUCCUCGGAUUAUUCUUUCCAAGUAAUGGAGUUAGCGCUGUCAGUGGCUCGUCACGCAUGCUCAGCCUCGCUGUAUCAUUUCGAUCAGUGACGACGCCGCCAACACUGCUUACAACCAUAGCAAGGGGGCACUUUCAGAUGAAAGAAUCCUUUCUGCAGUUGCAACAAGCACUGUAUACGGCUCAAGACGUGGCGUCUUCAGUGGACUAUGACAUCUGCGUUGCCAGUCAUAUGCGUCACAUUGCGGGGUAUUUCGAGCGUAUCGUUAAGAACGCGGCCCAAGAGGAGAAAUACAUGGUCUAUCGAGCAGCGGAACUGCAUUUCCGGUGUUUGGUCGUGUUAGCGAGUCGGAGGUCUCAAUUCCCUGCCAUCCAAGAAGCUUUCAACCACGCUCACGUGGUCGCGACCAUCCACUUUUUGCUACUGGAGCCCGGACUUCACGCCUUGGCUGUCGUGCUGCUGGUCUCCUUCGUCAUCAUAGACCCCAACUUGGAGAUAGACGAGAAAAUCUGCCCCCGCGUGUCUGUUCCAGAGCACGAUACAGCCACGAGUAGUAGACCAAAUGAACUGCUGUGGACGUUGCAGCAGCAUUUGGUGGCUGUGGAAAUGGACCAACGGUACUUCGAGGCUCUGACGUUGGAGAUGGAGACACUGCAAGCUUUUGUUUCCACUGCGCGGCUGUCUGCUAUCCGCUUGAUGUUGCGUCUGCUGUGUCCGAAUCGCUUCGACCGCAACAUGUACACGACGCAAACCAAGUCGGAUAGUGCACUGCUCGUAUCGAGCAAACAUUCGCGAGAGUACAUCGCAAAGGGGGCGUUUUCGACGGUGUAUAAGCAGCACCCCGCUCUACCUCGACCUGAAGCUGUCGCUAUCAAAGUAGUCGAGCACCAGAGGCGACCGGGGGAGUUGUGCUCUUUGAGUGGGGUCUACAACGAAGUAUCCAUCUUGUCGAAGCUUCGUGGGGAUCUAGCGGCUACUCAACUCGUGGACUUCGGCAAUCAUCACGCGGAACAAACCUUUGAGAUUGUCAUGGAGUACUGCCCGUGCUCGCUGACUGACUGGAGAGCUACAAUCGACCGGUCGGGCGGUGAAGCGCCAUUCCGAACGUGCUUGGUGAUGAUCCUUCGGGCGUUCGAAGAGGCCUGUCAGUGUCUCUCUCGCAUACACCAAGCAGGAGUCUGCCACUUCGACAUCAAGGUAAGGGUAGUAUACACUACUUGGAUCACAUCAGAAGCCUGGUUGUGCAUCGCCGACUUCGGCGAGUCCAAGCUCGUCGACUCGCACCAGUUGCCAGUGCGGACGUUCACGUUCUCGUCCUUCACAUCGGGGUGUGCGUCCCCCGUUGCCGUCCAGAGGACUGAGAAGUUCAUGUACUUGUCUCGAACACGAGGCACCGAGGCUAUCAAGAGCCCCGAGGUCUUGAUGAUCAAAGGCAGCGAAGACGUCGAGGUGAAGGUCACCCUCGCCAGCGAUAUCUGGUCUCUAGGGUGCCUUUUGUACGAACUGGUGACGCGGGAGCUGCUCUUCCAGAACGAUGACUGGGCAGGUCUGUACGCGCACCUCGUCGUCACCCAAGACCAG